Messenger RNA from Vicia faba (fava bean), 1410 nucleotides. The record is from the annotation of a GenBank genome assembly. Lineage: Eukaryota; Viridiplantae; Streptophyta; Magnoliopsida; Fabales; Fabaceae.
AUGGAGUCUUUAGUUCUUAAACUCCAUGAAAUCUCAGCAGUCAAAUUUGGAAACUUCAAGCUCAAAUCCGGAAUCUCCUCGCCAAUUUACAUAGACCUCCGCCUUGUUAUAUCUUAUCCUUCUGUCCUCCGACAAAUUUCUCAAACUAUGAUUUCUUCUGUCUCGGACACUAAAUUCGACCUUGUCUGCGGUGUCCCUUAUACCGCUCUACCUAUAGCAACUUGUGUGUCUGUCACUCACGACAUCCCCAUGGUUAUGCGCCGCAAGGAAAUCAAAGACUACGGCACUUCUAAAGCCAUUGAAGGUGAUUUUCAGCAUGGCCAAAGUUGCUUGGUAAUUGAGGAUUUAGUUACUAGUGGCACAUCGGUUUUGGAAACUGCUGCGCCGUUGCGUUCCACGGGGUUGAAGGUCAGUGAUGCUGUUGUUUUGAUUGAUAGAGAGCAAGGUGGAAGACAAAAUUUGGAGAGCAAUGGAAUCAAGUUGCAUGCGAUUCUUAAAUUGACUGAAAUGGUGAAAAUUUUGAGGGAAAAAGGAAGGCUCGACGAGGAGAUGGUUAGAGUUGUUAUAAGAUUCUUAGAGGAAAAUCAGAAGGUUGCCACUUUGGAAAAUAAAACUAAGUUCAAGAAGGCACUGUCGUAUUUGGAGAGAGCUAAGUUGUCCAAGAAUCCAAUGGGAAAGAGGUUGUUUGAGAUAAUGGCCGAGAAGGAAAGUAAUCUGUGUUUGGCUGCGGAUGUUGGAACUACAGCUGAAUUGCUUGAAAUUGCCGACAAGGUUGGGCGUGAGAUAUGCUUGCUGAAAACGCAUGUAGAUAUUUUACCAGAUUUUACUCUGGAUUUUGGCUCAAAGCUUCGUGCGAUUGCAGAAAAACACAACUUCUUAAUAUUUGAGGAUCGUAAGUUUGCCGACAUUGGUAACACUGUGACCAUGCAGUACGAAGGAGGGAUCUUUCAUAUAUUGGAAUGGGCUGAUAUAGUAAAUGCUCACAUUAUCUCUGGUCCCGGAAUUGUCGAUGGACUGAAACUAAAGGGUUUGCCUCGCGGAAAGGGUUUGUUGCUACUUGCUGAAAUGAGUUCAGCUGGUAACCUUGCCAAGGGAGAUUACACAUCUGCUGCAGUGAAAAUUGCCGAGGAUCAUUCCAACUUUGUUAUUGGCUUCAUCUCAGUCAAUCCAGCAUUGUGGUCUGGUGCACCGAUAAAUCCUUGUUUCAUUCACGCAACUCCUGGAGUUCAAAUGGCGAUUGGUGGUGAUGAUCUAGGGCAGCAAUAUAAUACUCCAUAUUCUGUGAUCCAUGAUAGAGGUAGUGACAUUAUUAUCGUCGGGCGUGGCAUCAUCAAGGCAGCGAAUCCAGCUGCAGCAGCUCGCGAAUACCGUCUUCAAGGGUGGAGUGCAUACUUGGACAAGUGUAAGUAA